Scatophagus argus is the source of this 5053-nucleotide messenger RNA. RefSeq names its product mcf.2 cell line derived transforming sequence-like b (gene mcf2lb). The record is from RefSeq and is a predicted model, not a curated record. Gene Ontology annotation, molecular function: protein binding; guanyl-nucleotide exchange factor activity. NCBI's taxonomy places the organism in Eukaryota, Metazoa, Chordata, Actinopteri, Scatophagidae. Gene Ontology annotation, biological process: intracellular signal transduction; positive regulation of Rho protein signal transduction. Gene Ontology annotation, cellular component: cytoplasm; extrinsic component of membrane. The coding region runs from base 522 to 4022 and encodes 1166 amino acids. The transcript has 32 exons.
UUUGCACCAUCAUGUGUGCUGGAGCUGAAGCAUGCAUGGGCGAAUGAAGCUGCCUCCUGCUCCACCUCCUCUGCGUCUCCUCCUCGCCGGCAUCCUGUGCUUUUCGUCCCCUCUGCGGAGGACUCGUCAGUGAGGCUGGGGCUGUCACUGCUUCAUCAGCAUCAUUCCCUCAUCCGCCUCUGCAGCAUCCUCUCCAUACUUGAAGACAUUCAUUUCUUAGAAGCAUCCCAGCAGUCUCACACAUCCCCUCUCUCUCUCAGAUCUCUUUCCUCCAGCAUCGGUGUGUUGCACAAGACAGCAGCCGGGUGGACACAUCCCGCACUAAUUCAACCUGCUGCGCCCCCCUCAUCACCCUCCACUCUGCUGGGCUUGUCACUGCAUCUGUCCCCCUCUCCCAUCCUCCUCUUCACCAUCCAUCCGCUCUCUGAAGUGCCGUUCAGGAAAAAGCAGGCAAGCUGUCUCUUCUUCCUGUGAAAGUGUCUGUUGGCUGGGCAGCUGGCCUUCCACUGUCCCUCUGGAGGAUGAUCCUGUGGAUGAAGACAGAGGAGAUGGCCCUUGGGGAGCUGCUGGAGAGACUGAAGACAGUCACUCAAAGCAUAGAUGAGAUCAUGCAGCUGGACAGCAGUCCCCUCCGUGCUGCUGACAUCACCCCAGAGCUCAAGAGGCAGUUUGCCUACCUUUCAGGAGGUAGAGGGGAUAAUGGCAGCCCCAUCAUUGUAUUCCCAGAAUUCCCUGCGUUUGGAGAGAUCACAGACAGAGAGUUUCACAACGUGCUGACCUACCUGACCAGUGUGCCCAGCUUGUCUUCAACAGAUGUGGGUUUCAUCUUGGUCAUUGAUCGUCGACAAGACCGAUGGGCGGCCGUCAAGGGGACCCUGCUUCGCAUCGCUGGCUCCUUCCCGGGGAACCUCCAGCUGGUUCUGGUUCUGAGGCCCACCACCCUCCUGCAGCGUACGCUGUCUGACAUCUUAUUCAAGUUCAACAAGGAUGAGUUCAAGAUGAAGGUGCCGGUGAUCAUGUUGAGCUCAAUAACUGAGCUGCACUCAUACAUCGACUGCUCACAGCUGACCCAGGAACUCGGGGGAACGCAGGAGUAUUGCCAUGAAAAGUGGAUCUCUCAUCGCACUGCUAUUGAAGGCUUUGCACUGAUGGUGAAGAAAACAGCACAGACACUGCAGUUGUUUGGGACUGAACUGGCUGAAACUGAACUCCCAAAUGAAAUCCAGGCCACAACAAUCCUGCUAAGCACACACACCAGCAAGAAAGACAAAAUGAAGGAGGAUCUGUUGGUGGCUCUGGGUCAGGGCAGCAGGCUGCUGGAGAGCAUCAAUGAGCCUGUUGUGAGAGACCCUGACCACAACAUGAACCAGGAUGAACUGGAGAACCUUGCCACAGUGCAAAGAUUACUGUCUCAGCUGGAUGAGACAGAAAGGGCUUUCGAUGAGUUUUGGGUGAGGCAUCAGACCAAACUGCAGCAGUGUCUCCAACUGCGCAACUUUGAGCACAGCUACAGAGAGGUGAGGACUCUACUGGAUCAGGUGUCUGAGAAACUUGCAACCUUCUCUGAGGUGGGGAUCAGCCCAGCCCAUGCUGACCAUAUCUUCUGUGAACUCACCACCUAUGAGGAGAGAGUCUGUGAGGUGCUGGACAAAGCCUUGUCAUUGGCACGUGAGGGUGAUGAGCUGAUCCAGAACUCCCACUAUGCUGAGGACUCCAUACAGCCCAAAUGCAAUGAAGUCAGAGCAAUCAGUGAGAAUGUGAGCAGCAACCUAAAGGCCAAGAAAGACCACCUCCACAAAGCCAUGGAGCUGCACCACCGUUUGGAGAGAGCUUCUAAAUGGGUUGACGAUGGUAUAUACCUGUUGGCGUCUCAGCCAGUAGACAAGUGUUUAUCACAAGAUGGAGCAGAGUUGGCCCUGCUGGAGCUGGAGCGGUACCUGGACAACGCAGGCCAGAACCAACUGACAGACCUCAACAACAUCUGGACGGAAUAUGAGGCAGUGCUCAACCAGCAGUUCAGAGACCAAGUGGAGAAGGUGUUCCAGAAGCAGAUGUCCAUGCAGGACAUGUUUGACAAGAGGAGGGUCAGCCUGAAGAAACUAGCAGCCAAACAAACCAGGCCGGUGCAGCCGGUAGCCCCCAGACCUGAAGCCUUCAUCAAAUCCCCCCUCAGCUCGCCUGCGCACAGAGCACAUCUGGAGAAAAACUGCUCAGAGACAGGCACCGGGGACAACUGUGAGAAAUUGCAGAAUGGAGACGGUAACAGCAGACAUGCCUCUCUGUCAGAGGAGGAGGACAACCUGGCGGUGCUCAGGAGGCACGUUAUGAACGAGCUGCUGGAAACUGAGAGAGCCUACGUGGAGGAGCUGCUGUGCGUAUUGCAGGGAUAUGCCUCUGAGAUGGAUAAUCCAGCAAUGGUUCCCCUCAUGCCUGCUCCUUUGCAGAACAAAAAGGAGGUUCUGUUUGGCAACAUGCCAGAAAUCUACCACUUCCACAGGAGGACCUUUCUGAGGGAGUUGGAGCAGUACACCGACUGCCCAGAGCUAGUUGGAAGGUGUUUUUUACAGAGGAUGACAGACCUGCAGAUCUAUGAGAAAUACUGUCACAAUAAGCCUCGCUCUGAAAGCCUUUGGAGGCAGUGCUCAGACUGUGCCUUUUUCCAGGAGUGUCAGAAAAAGUUGGAGCACAAGCUUGGUUUAGAUUCCUAUCUCCUGAAGCCUGUUCAGAGGAUUACCAAAUAUCAACUGCUGCUGAAGGAAAUGCUGAAGUACAGUAAGAGCUGUGAGGGGGCAGAUGACCUGCAGGAGGCGCUGACCUCCAUCUUAGGCAUCCUCAAGGCUGUCAAUGACUCCAUGCACCUCAUCGCCAUUACAGGAUAUGAGGGUAAUUUGAGUGAACUGGGUAAGCUGCUGAUGCAGGGGUCGUUCAGCGUGUGGACAGAGCACAAGAAAGGUCAUGCCAAAGUGAAGGAUUUGGCCCGUUUCAAGCCCAUGCAGAGGCACCUCUUCCUGCACGAGAAGGCCCUGCUCUUCUGCAAGAGGAGGGAGGAGAACGGGGAGGGCUACGAGAAAGCUCCCUCCUACAGCUUCAAACAUUCUCUGAAUAUGAGUGCCGUUGGCAUUACUGAGAAUGCAAAAGGAGACAACAAGAAGUUUGAAAUUUGGUGCAACUCCAGAGAAGAGGUUUAUAUUGUUCAGGCGCCAACAGCUGAAGUAAAAACGACUUGGGUAAAUGAGAUCAGGAAGGUUCUGACAACCCAGCUGGAAGCGUGCAGAGAAGCCAGCCAGCAGAGGGCAGCAGAUCCAGUUUUCCAGUUUCCUCCUGUGCCCAGUGGAGCAGCAAGUCUCAGUCCAUUCAAGUCUGGUCAGAAGAGCUUUAAGAAGGGAGAGGAGAAGAAAACUGAACCCUGCAGCCCUGAUGUCAACUCCUCUUCCUCACCAAAGCCCACAGGAAAAGAUGAGGCUGUGACAAGCCCUACCUCAGACAGAGCUGCUGUGGCUAAAAAGCGCUUUACUUUACAGGGCUUCAGUAACCUCAAAGCCCAGAAAGGAUCUCCCACAAGCCCUGAUCACAAGACCAAGCGUCAGAGCGAUCCCACACCAUUUGGCUUCAAAGGCUGGAACAAGGCCUCGCUGUCGCUGGAUGCCUCAGAGGAGCAUGAUGGAUAUUCCAGUGCUGAGGAUCCUCUUAACUCUGACCCAGAGGAUGAAAAUGGAAAGAAGCUGUGUGCUGGCAAAUAUACAGUGAUGGUUGACUACGAGAAGGGAGGUGUUCAGGAGCUCUCAGUGAAGAGUGGAGACAUGGUGCAGCUGGUCAAGGAAGGAGAUGACGGACAGUGGUUUGUGCGUAACCUGAGCACUUCGAAGGAGGGCUGGAUCGCAGCUGCUAAUCUCAUCACACUCAUUGGAAAGUCCAAGUCAUGCCAGUCUCUCACCAGCUCAGAAGGCAGCGGCUCUGGGAACCUCAGCACAUCGUCCAGCUGCAGUGAGACCUACACAAGCUUCUCUGACAUCAAACCCUGAACUCAUUGGCACUUCCUCUUUCACCAAACUGCCCUUGCGAAUGCUAGCAUCAUGUUGCUCUCUGUGCUAUUUUGCCACCAUCGAUACUCAUCGAACUUCCGUCAGGUUUCCACAGAAAGCUGUAUUUUUGUCAGUUUUUAAAACCAUGCACAUGCACCAGUUAUUGAGAUAAUAUGUCAUAUCAUACAUGUGAACAGGUUAUAGAUUCAUUGUGGUGCAGUUGUACAGUGACAAUACUGGGUAUAUCACAGACAGUAAUUUCACGGAAUAGUAGAGUGAUCUUCCUCUAGUCAUACACUUGUCUGUAUAUUUUUGGUGAAGAACAGAGGAUCCCCGUGAUUAUAAUGUCAUAGAUGUAUGAAUGGACCAGCGGGACUGAUCUCAGUUAAUGCAUCUAUUUAUGUAAACAUUAACACUGGAGAAAGACCAGUUGUCCUACGUGGAUAACUUGUUGUCUUCAUGUUCAUCUGCACUUCAGUUUAUAAUUCCACUUUUACUGUACAUUAAAACAGGGAGAUAAAUACGCACAGCCUGUUUAGCUUGAAUGAAUGUUCUUCGUCUAAUCACACUCCAUCGUUUACUUUUUUCCCUUUAUGUGUAUUUAUUUAUUCAUAAGAAAGAGAAAAGCUCACAUAUACAGUAUUUAGUCGCUUUUUAAUUUACUUCUCAUCUCUCUUUUUCUUACUGUCUUUUUACCCUCUUCUUGUCUGUCAUUUGUGUCUCUGUUGUCAGUCAGUCAUUACAAACCUGUUUUGCCACCAACAGUCCAAACUCUGAUGGCCUCAUGGUCAAAUUCUGUGGGUUUUCAUGUAUAGUUAAAAAAUGUUUCCCCAUGUGGAUAAUCAGAGAUCACUGUAUAGCGCUAACGUAUUCCCUGUGGAGGAAUCAUGUUCUGAAUGUAGAUAUUGUUCAUUAAAAUCUGUCUGUCAUGAAAUGUCUGUUAUUUUGAAAUGCUAUAUUGUACAUUAAGUAUGGUGAUGUCACUGCCUUGUGACUUGUCUAAUUAUUUUUUACAUAAAGGAGUUGUGAUA